UUUUUUUUUUUUUAUUAAUAUUUUUGUAAUCUUAAGAGCUCUGAUACACAUUUGAGCCGCCAAUCCCGUUUGUGUGUCUCAAGGUCGCCAUUUUUUGUUCUUCACCCUUUUCGAGUUGGUGCUAAUGGACUGUAGACUUCUUUCUUUCAAUCAGAUCAGUGGGUUGGCUUGUAAUUUGCGAGCAGUUGCUGUUCCAAAAAGUGUUCCAUAUCGUUUUUCCUGUUCUUCUCGGCCAGGGCCAUUUUGUUGCACACUGAGUUGUUCAAUGAAGUCCUAUAGGCUAUCAGAUCUUAGUACAUCCGAGGUUGAUAGCCUCAAAGCUCGUCCUCGAAUUGAUUUUUCUUCCAUUUUUGAUGUGGUUCAACCCAUUGUUGAUGACGUACGCAGUAGGGGCGAUACAGCUGUUAAAGACUAUACAAUCCGAUUUGACAAAGUGAAACUAGACAAUAUAGUCGAGAAUGUCAAUGAUCUUCCUGAUCCAGAGCUUGAUGCAGCUGUUCAAGAAGCAUUUGACGUGGCUUACAGUAAUAUUUAUGCUUUUCAUGCUGCUCAGAAGCCAGUUGAGAAAUUUGUUGAGAACAUGGAAGGUGUUAGAUGCAAGCGAGUGGCAAGGAGUAUUUCAGCUGUUGGUCUUUAUGUUCCUGGGGGCACAGCUGUUUUGCCUUCAACUGCUUUGAUGCUUUCAGUUCCUGCCCAGAUAGCCGGGUGCAAAACUGUUGUACUGGCAACUCCCCCUACUCAAGAUGGCAGCAUUUGUAUGGAGGUCCUUUAUUGUGCUAAGAAAGCUGGUGUUACUCAUAUUCUUAAAGCUGGAGGUGCUCAGGCCAUUUCUGCCAUGGCUUGGGGAACCGAAUCUUGCCCUAAGGUUGAGAAGAUAUAUGGGCCUGGCAAUCAGUAUGUCACAGCUGCAAAAAUGAUCCUCCAGAACAGUGAGGCUAUGGUUUCGAUAGACAUGCCUGCUGGACCAUCAGAAGUGCUUGUCAUUGCAGAUAAACAUGCCAACCCUGUUCAUAUAGCAGCCGAUUUACUUUCACAGGCUGAGCACGGUCCUGACAGCCAGGUUGUUCUUGUAAUUGCUGGAGAUGGUGUGGAUCUAACUGCUAUUCUGGAUGAGCUCAACAAGCAGUGCCAAAGCCUGCCAAGGGGAGAGUUUGCUUUAAAAGCACUGAGUCACAGCUUUGCCGUUUUUGCACGUGAUAUGGUUGAGGCUAUCAAUUUUUCUAACUUGUAUGCACCUGAGCAUUUGAUUAUCAAUGUGAAAGAAGCUGAGAAGUGGGAAAGUUUCAUACAGAAUGCAGGUUCUGUAUUUUUGGGUCAGUGGACACCCGAGAGCGUAGGAGAUUAUGCGAGUGGAACAAACCAUGUUCUUCCAACAUAUGGUUAUGCACGGAUGUACGGUGGUGUGUCUUUAGACUCGUUCUUGAAGUACAUUACAGUCCAGUCACUGACAGAGGCAGGGUUGAAGAAGCUAGGCCCUUAUGUAGCAACUAUGGCUGAAGUCGAGGGUCUAGACGCCCACAAGAGAGCUGUGACCCUCAGACUAAAGGACAUCUAAAAAGAAAAUUAUGUCAACGGACAAGUUGCCCUCAGACUAGAGGACGUUAAUAUUGAACUAUGUCCCGUCCUCGAGAAUAGAGACCAUUGAUAUAGAUUUCUCUCUCUCGAAAUGAUAAGUGAAUUGCUUUUUAGAGGGAUACAUUUUGCCGUCGUCCAGAUUUGAGUGUGCUUUGUAGCUGUGUACAAUUAUUCUGUAUGAAAUUCUUUAGGUAUUUUAUAAAACGAAAAAGAAUAAAUCUGGAGAAAUUUCAUGGGUACAAUUGACAUCU
Messenger RNA from Olea europaea var. sylvestris, 1826 nucleotides. RefSeq names its product histidinol dehydrogenase, chloroplastic-like. Gene Ontology annotation, cellular component: chloroplast stroma; cytoplasm. The record is from RefSeq and is a predicted model, not a curated record. The transcript has 15 exons. Gene Ontology annotation, molecular function: metal ion binding; histidinol dehydrogenase activity; NAD binding. Gene Ontology annotation, biological process: L-histidine biosynthetic process. Bases 125 to 1555 code for a protein of 476 amino acids. Lineage: Eukaryota; Viridiplantae; Streptophyta; Magnoliopsida; Lamiales; Oleaceae.